Molecule: messenger RNA, 2965 nt
Organism: Bombyx mandarina (wild silkworm)
Lineage: Eukaryota; Metazoa; Arthropoda; Insecta; Lepidoptera; Bombycidae
Gene: cyc
Product: basic helix-loop-helix ARNT-like protein cyc
Biological process (GO): regulation of DNA-templated transcription
Cellular component (GO): cytoplasm; nucleus; transcription regulator complex
Molecular function (GO): protein dimerization activity; DNA-binding transcription factor activity
Source: RefSeq, a predicted model, not a curated record
AUGUUGACAGACACGAAAGUAACAUCGGAUAAUUUGGAAAUUUAUUUUAUUUUAAUUAAUAUUUAAAAUUCCGUACCAUUCAACCGGUUCGUCGGUAUUUGUAUCUGUAAAUCAAAGGGAUAUUGUGCUUAGAUUAUCAAAAAACAUAACUCGAGUGCUAGUGUUAAAGAGUAUUGACUGUUGCGGAACAAGGGCAAAUUCGUGAAGUUUCCAUGGUCUUAUACGAGGAAUGGCCGAUUUUAUCGACGAGGCUAGUACAUCACAACGUGGACAGUAGUUUUACGGCCGGCCGCCACCAUCGAGGCCGGCAAAGGUCAUGACGAGGUUCCUUUCUACAAGUGCGAACCCGAGUGCGAUACAGGCGUAUGAGAUGACACCGGAAGGGGGCGUGGGGUUGGGCGGCGCGUGCGCCGACUCGGCCGGCGCCCUCAUCACCCCGCACCCUCCCCUUCAUCAUCCAGUGCCGCAGACCUCACAGCAACUCCAUCAUGAUCCGCGGAAAACAAAACCCAAUCACUACGUUCCUGAAAACUAUGAGAUAUCGCCGUGCGACUCGCAGCGCCAGUCUCCACACGGACACACGCCGCGGACUCGGACCAACAGUACUCGUAAACGGAAACCAUCGUCCUAUGGAACUGGAAGCGCUUAUGAUGACGACGAAGAAGAUUCAAGAUCCACAACAACUACAACCACGGCGACCACGCGCGGCACUCCCGACAAAAAACAAAAUCAUAGCGAGAUCGAAAAACGGCGACGUGAUAAAAUGAACACUUUUAUAUCGGAACUGAGCGCCAUGAUACCGAUGUGCGGAGCCAUGGCUCGGAAGCUGGACAAGCUGACAGUCCUCCGCAUGGCCGUUCAACACUUGAGGACGGUGCGCGGCGCGCUCUCGGCCUGCCCCUUGACGGCCCGGCCCUGUCCCACUUACCUCACUGAGCGAGAACUAAACGCACUGAUACUCCAGGCGGCUCACGACUGCUUUUUGCUCGUCGUGGGAUGCGAUCGCGGCAGGUUACUUUACGUCUCGGCUUCGGUCAAAAAUAUACUUCAUUACGAUCAAUCGGAACUAUUAGGCCAGAGCCUGUUCGACAUUUUACAUCCAAAGGACGUCGCUAAAGUAAAGGAACAACUAUCAUCGUCAGACCUUAGUCCACGAGAAAGACUCAUCGACGCAAAAACGAUGUUGCCGUUGAAAGCGGAUGUAGUAGCCGGCGCGUCCAGGUUCGGUCCAGGGGCACGUCGGUCGUUCUUCUGUCGGAUCAAGUGCAAAUUAGACACAGAAGAAGUCGAAACUCCCCCGCAGCCAGUCAAGGAGGAGGUGGAGCCGGUGGCCAAGAUGCGGAAGAAACACUCUCACGAGAAAAAAUACUGCGUCGUGCAAUGCACAGGUUAUUUAAAAUCGUGGGCGCCAACGAAGAUGUGUGACGGUGCUAGUGCGGAAGGGGGAGAGGAGAGUGAAGCGUGCAACAUGUCGUGUCUAGUGGCAGUGGGCCGAACCUUGGGUGGUUUAGCUCCCACCACGAACUCUCCGACAUCCAUGCCUCAAACCAGACACCUGCAAUACGUCUCACGACACACUACCGACGGGAAAUUCUUGUUUGUUGAUCAGCGGGUGACCCUCGCGCUAGGAUUCUUGCCCCAGGAGUUGCUGGGCACUAGUCUGUACGAGUACGUGCACGGGCCGGAGCUGGGCGCCGUGGCCCGCACGCACAAGGCCGCGCUGCUGCAGCGCGACGCGCUCCACACCCCGCCCUACUGCUUCCGCAGGAAGAACGGCUCGAUGGCCAGAAUACAAACCCACUUCAAACCGUUCAAAAAUCCGUGGACGAAAGACGUCGAGUGCUUAGUGGCCAACAACACCGUCGUGUCGGAGUCCCAGGUGUCGCUGCAGCAAGACACGACGCAAGCAGCGUUUGAUAUUUACAAGCAAAAAUCGGACGUCGAGAUGCAGCGCCUCAUAGACUCGCAAGUCGAGUCCCAUAAGAUCGGCAGCGCCAUCGCCGAGGAGGCUCUGCGGCGGUCGUCGACUGAUUACUCGCCCGACCUGCCGACCGAGUUGCUGCAAGACGCCGUCUUCAGUCAGCAGUUUUCUCCGCUGCAAGUUGCGCUAGUGGACAACAUCCUCGGGACCGACAGUAGCACUUCAAAUCAGGUUCGCAACAACGUGCCCCUGAGUUCAGUGAGCUCCAUCAGCCCGCCGGCGCCGUCGGUGGAAGAGACGACUCUGUGCGACACCCCCCCGCCGCCUUCCCCCCCGCUGCCUUCCCCCCCGCUGCCGCCCCUGGUCAUGGACGGCAACGGUGAAGCAGCAAUGGCAGUUAUCAUGAGUCUUCUAGAAGCGGACGCAGGUCUCGGAGGGCCGAUCAAUUUUUCAGGUCUUCCUUGGCCUUUGCCCUGAAUUGCCAAACUUGCCAAUUUAAAUAAUUGGCGAUGGAAAGCUGUUGCGGACGUACUUAUGCAGAAAGGACUCCCACAGUCCAUGUAGGUACAUAGUGUAUCGUUUCUAUAAACAAACCGAUAAAUAUCAUGUAGUCUCAGUUACUUACAUCUAAUGCCUAAUUGUUUUUAUUUUAUUUACUAAAGUUUAUAUUAAGGAUUAAUUGUGGGUUUGCAUUUUCGCUGUAACUGCGUCCGAGUGGUCUAUGAUUCAAGAUUUCUUUUCAAGUUUUCAGGAGAAGUGUACAUGGAAUUUUUUUUAUUAAAAUCCGACGAAACUUUCGACAUAAUUUAUUUGUUAUGCGAAGUUAUUCAAAGAGACCACUUUAGAAUUUUGAUUAAAAUCGAGCAGAGCGUCGACUUUAAAAGUUUUUUUUUUAAAUAAAACAAUCUUAGACCACUAGCUUCACCGUCGUCAAUUAUUACUUUAUAAAGUAGCUUCAAUACGGAUGUUAAUGUUUUUGUAAAAUAUCAGUAUACUAAGAGAAAUGUUUAAGAAUUAGAAAAUUUAGGUGUAUCUUACAUCUUC